This is a messenger RNA of Cherax quadricarinatus, 1059 nucleotides long. NCBI's taxonomy places the organism in Eukaryota, Metazoa, Arthropoda, Malacostraca, Decapoda, Parastacidae. The record is from RefSeq and is a predicted model, not a curated record.
AUGUCUUAUUCUUCACAUGUACCUUCAGAAGAUUGUGAUGAUCAAGGUGCUUGUGAUGGCGGCCAUGGAGUGUGCAGAGAGUCCUGCCUCCGCCUGGAGCGUCAAGUACAGUGCAGCAUCAACCCUGUGUGUGAUGAAGGCUACGGAGUGUGCAGAGAGUUUUGUUUGAAGGAGGAACUAGAGGUGAAAGAUGGAUGUGGUGACUCUGCUUGCAAGUGCUGCUCAUCUCGUCUGGCCACCUGCAAUGCCUCUAAUAGCUGUUCUGGCAUCUGCACAGAUAAGAUUGUGAUGAUCAAGGUGCUUGUGAUGGCGGCCAUGGAGUGUGCAGAGAGUCCUGCCUCCGCCUGGAGGGGUCAAGUACAAUGUUAUGCUCAACCGAUAUGUAAUGGAAGCAAUGGUGUGUGUAGAGAACGUUGUUACAGUGGUGAGCUUGAGGUGGAGGGAGGAUGUAUCAGUCCUGGUUGUAAGUGCUGCACUCCACGAUACACCAACUGCCCUGUUACUAACAACUGUUCGGGUGUUUGUAUGGACGUUAAACUCUGUAAAAAUCCUCUAGCAAACAACAGUUGUAUUGGAUCCGACUGUAUUUGUUGUGACAAGUGCAGCAUCAACCCUGUGUGUGAUGAAGGCUACGGAGUGUGCAGAGAGUUUUGUUUGAAGGAGGAACUAGAGGUGAAAGAUGGAUGUGGUGACUCUGCUUGCAAGUGCUGCUCAUCUCGUCUGGCCACCUGCAAUGCCUCUAAUAGCUGUUCUGGCAUCUGCACAGAUGUUAGAACGUGUACUAAUCCUUUGGGAAACAACUGCUCUGGCUUGAACUGUGUGUGUUGUGAUAAUUCUUAUUUACAAGUCCUAGUUGCUAGUUGGGUUCGCACAAGUCAGUUCUUAAGGCCUAGGAUGAGUACCGGAAUUUGGAAACUGGAUGUACUGACUGACGACGCCGUCCCGUUCUCUCUACGUCCUCAUACACAAUAUAAAAUCCAUUUAGGUUUAAAUUCUACAGAAAAUCUACUAAACUCAUAUUACCUCCCUUCAGGAAAUGAAAAUAAACCGAGGCAAUGA